Messenger RNA from Girardinichthys multiradiatus, 1367 nucleotides. RefSeq names its product trans-L-3-hydroxyproline dehydratase. The transcript is spliced from 6 exons. Lineage: Eukaryota; Metazoa; Chordata; Actinopteri; Cyprinodontiformes; Goodeidae. The record is from RefSeq and is a predicted model, not a curated record. The coding region runs from base 159 to 1193 and encodes 344 amino acids. Gene Ontology annotation, molecular function: hydro-lyase activity.
UAAUUUAGUCCUCCAGAGCAACAGGUGGCGCCAUUUCUCUUUCUUCCCCAUCGACUCCGACCCGUUUUGUGUCGGUAACAACAUACCUGGAAACACAUUAAAAAGGGAUCAAAGUGUUGCAGAAGUUUGACCCUGAAAAUUUGAUCAGCAGUUCUGAGAUGGAGCUGCAGCUUCCUCCUCAUGAGGGAAUCAAGCUCUCUGUGGUCGACAUGCACACAGGAGGAGAACCUCUCCGCAUCAUCGUCGCUGGCUACCCAGAGGUCAUGGGUGACUGUGUGCUCUCCAAGCGCAGGUAUGCCCGGGAGCACCUGGACCACCUCAGGAGGGUGCUGAUGCACGAGCCCCGGGGUCACUACGACAUGUACGGAGCCCUGAUUGUGGACAGCGAGAUGCCCGAGGCCGACCUGGGUGUGCUGUUUAUGCACAAUGAGGGCUACAGCACAAUGUGCGGGCAUGCCGUCAUCGCCCUGGGACGCUUUGCCGUGGACUACAAGCUGGUAAAGGAGCCGCGGUCACCGGAGACGCAGGUGAACAUCCACUGCCCCUGUGGGCUAGUGAAGGCUUUUGUGGAGUACUCUGCUGGUAAAACAGGAGCAGUGAGGUUUCUGAGUGUGCCAGCGUUUGCCUUUGCAACAGAUGUGACGGUAACGGUGGAGGGGUUUGGUGAGGUGACGGUGGACAUCAGCUAUGGGGGAGCUUUUUACGCCUUUGUUGAUGCACAGAGGUUUGGUCUGGAUGUGAAGCAGUCCAAGACUCGGGAUCUUGUAGACGCAGCAACGGCGGUGACCAAGGCCGUUAAAUCCCAGGUGAAGCUGCACCAUCCAGUCAGUGAUGAUCUGGCUUUCCUUUAUGGCACCAUCCUCACAGAUGGCAGAGAUGAGUUCUCACCUGAGCCCACUGCCAACAUCUGUGUGUUCGCUGAAGCUCAGGUGGACCGAAGUCCCACCGGAUCAGGUGUUACAGCUCGAGUUGCUCUUCAACAUCACAAAGGUCUCAUCCAGCUGAACCAGACCAGGACGUUUCAGAGCGGAGCCACCGGAUCCCAGUUUACGGGCAAAGCUGUGGAGGAGACCAGGUGCGGAGACUUCAGGGCGGUUGUGGUGGAAGUAGCUGGCCGAGCUUUUUACACUGGGGUUUCACGCUUCGUCCAGGAGCCUGAAGACCAGCUGGCCCAUGGGUUUCUGUUGAAGUGAGGAACGUCGUCGACAGAGGGAAUUUCACUUCAUGCGUGGUGACGCGUUUGGAAUAUUACAGUGCUUUUGUGGCUUAAAAUGCUCCAAGAAGACAUUUGGAACCAUGUUUUGAUUUUUUUUUGUGACAAUUGUACCAAUUGUUUAAAUUUGCUCAAAUAAAGUGAAGAAAAUGCA